Recurvomyces mirabilis is the source of this 1212-nucleotide messenger RNA. RefSeq lists its product as uncharacterized. Bases 1 to 1212 code for a protein of 403 amino acids. The transcript is spliced from 2 exons. Gene Ontology annotation, biological process: peptidyl-lysine monomethylation. The record is from RefSeq and is a predicted model, not a curated record. Gene Ontology annotation, molecular function: protein binding; protein-lysine N-methyltransferase activity. Lineage: Eukaryota; Fungi; Ascomycota; Dothideomycetes; Mycosphaerellales; Teratosphaeriaceae.
AUGCCAGCUCGCGCAACGAAGCGGAAGAAGCUUUCGGCCGUCACCAGCAUGCCCUCCAUUGGGGACCACCACACAGCAUUCACCACCUGGUCUCGGAAUCGUGGCGUCGAGAUAUGCAAUGUUGCUCCUGCAAAGCUACCCGGCAAAGGCUUAGGUCUCGUAACAACAAAGAAGAUCUCCAAGGACGAAAGACUGCUCUUCGUGCCCGAGAAAGCCAUGUUCAAACCCGACCUUGCUCUGCUGAAGAAAGCGAAAUUAUCUCAUGCUUCGCCGCAAGCUCAAUUGGCAUACUCUGCCAUGAUGGCUUGUCAGAACGGGAACGAAGGACUACGAGUCUGGCGAGCUACAUGGCCUACGGAUGAGGACUUCGAGCACUCUUUACCAAUGCGGUGGCCAAAGAAAUUGAGAGAGCACCUGCCUCCUUCUAUUGAUCAGCCCCUACGAAGACAGGAAGAGGACUACGCUAAGGAUCUGGCGGCUGUACGAGCGAGUCACGACUCUAGUAGAUACUUCGACGAGGAUGAGUUCCGGUACUGUUGGUCGAUUGUGAAUAGUCGGUCAUUUCACUGGAAGCCAGCGAGGAAGGGCAGCGCUGGGUGUAUGGUCAUGUGUCCGUUCAUUGACUACUUGAAUCAUGGAUCGAGUGGGACUUCUUGUAAUAUUGUCCAAAGGCCGCAUGGGUAUGAGGUCUUAGCUGAACGGGAUUAUGAAAAUGGUGAAGAAGUCCUAGCGACCUACGGCGCUCACACCAACGACAAACUUCUCGUACACUAUGGCUUCGUACUACCCAGCAAUCCCAACACUCCCAACAUUGACGAUGACAUUCGCCUCGACCACAUCCUUUUACCGGCUUUGACAGAAACCGUCAGCUCUCAAUUGCAAGACACGGGCUUUCUGGGUGGUUAUGCACUCCUCCCCGCCUCGAACGAACUCUGUUUCAAGACCCAAGUUGCUGUGCGAGCUAUGCUGCUGACGUGUAAUGAGUGGGAGUAUUUUGUUAGUAGUGGUGAGGAUCUUGCUCGGGAUGAGACGGCUGCUGUGUUGAGGUUUAUGCGGCCGUUGUUGGUGAAGUAUAGGGAUGAUGCGCGGCAGAAGCUUGAGAUUCUUGGUGGGAACGAUGUCGCUAGUGGUGGGCUGGAAAAUGAAGUCGGAAUUUUGAGGACGAGGUGGAAGCAGAUUGUGGACGGGCUCGAUGUGUUCUUGGCUGAGUGA